CAAUGUCCUCUAAUCAUUUAUUCUCAAAUGUUACUGUCAAUCAGACAUUUAUGUAACGGCUAAAUAAAAUUGGAGCGAGGUUUAGGCUCUCUGUAGAUGUGCGCUGCUGUUUUUUGCCGCGUUCCGGUCCGAGCAAGCGGAGCCGAGAGAUGGGAGCAAGCGAAUCUCAAACAAAACUGAAAAUGCUUCAGCAAGAUCGGGCCAUGAACCCUGUCCUUGGAAGUCAUGCUCUGGUUGGACCGCAGUUAACUCUGCACAGCCAUACCAACAGUCAAAAGAGAUGCGAGAAAGAUGGUAACUUUAACUUCCUGGGGCAGGAUGAUGACUCCAUGACAGGAGAUGAAAAUCGCAACCAGGUGCGUCCAAGAGCUUUGGGCCGUGAUCUGCCUUUUUCUGCCAACCACUAUGGACCUGGACCCCUCUCCCCCUUGUCUCGUCUGCCAUGCUGGAGCCCUUUGGAGCCUCUUCCUGAGAUUGAAAGUGGAGACGAUAUGGGCGGCAGAGUGCCUCCAGAUGGCGCGGAGGAAGGCAAGGUUGAUGAAGAGAUGAGGAGAGAUAUGGAUGAUGAAAAGGAGAAUGCAUUGGGAGAGAGUGAGAAAGUGGAGGACCUGCUGGAUGAUGUCGAAGAGGAGGAUGGAGUGAUAGACUGGGCUGUCAGUGAUGAAGAGUUUGAAUUAAGCUACAGGUCAGAAAGCUCUUCCCCAUUCAGCACAGAGAGUGGUGACAUUGGGGCCACAGGGGCUCACAAUUCCAUCUGGGAGCAAAUCUGCCAUGAAUGUCCAACAGCAGACAAUGGGAAUAGGAAUGCAACUGCAGACACCCUGAAAAACCCAAACCAUGUGGAUAAGAAGGCAGAGCGGCGUCGAGAGAGCCUGGAGGGCACUGAUGCAGUUGAAGACAGCUCGUCCGACUCAGAUAUCAACCCCUGUUCUGAGCUGCCGGACCUUAUGGAGGCUGUUUGGACGCUAAAGGACCGGGAGCGGUUUAAGGCACAGGAGAUGGAGAAGCAUCAGGUCCAGCUGACCAUGUAUCGUCGCCUGGCCCUUAUCCGGUGGGUUCGCACCUUACAAAAUCGUGUCCAGGAGCAGCAAAACCGCCUCCAGUCCAGUUUCGACGUCAUUCUUACGCAUAGAAAAGAGCUUCUGCGCAUGGGUGCUGCCACUGCUGCCCAAUAACAUGAGACCAACUGAUGACUAUUAUCAUGUGAAAAGUAAUCUUUGUGCAUCUCAUUCUUUUGAAUCAAAUUACCUCCUGGGUCUCUCAACUAUUUUGCCCUAAUGUUCCAUAAUGGCAAACUUUUCUCACUAUCAUAAAUAUGGUUAAAAGUCCUCCAAAAUAUCACCUUGAACUGUGUCCACAUGGUUACUGAUGUUUCCGAACUCCUCCAACCUGAUAUCUUAAAAUAAUUAUAAAGUGUCAUAUAAAUGUUUCUGUGUGGUAAUGAAAUAAAUUAUAUUUAACAAUAAAUGCA
This is a messenger RNA of Cyprinus carpio (common carp), 1471 nucleotides long. RefSeq lists its product as uncharacterized. Lineage: Eukaryota; Metazoa; Chordata; Actinopteri; Cypriniformes; Cyprinidae. The record is from RefSeq and is a predicted model, not a curated record.